Molecule: messenger RNA, 936 nt
Organism: Ochotona princeps (American pika)
Lineage: Eukaryota; Metazoa; Chordata; Mammalia; Lagomorpha; Ochotonidae
Product: olfactory receptor 1361-like
Exons: 1
Coding region: 1-936 (311 amino acids)
Biological process (GO): G protein-coupled receptor signaling pathway
Cellular component (GO): membrane
Molecular function (GO): olfactory receptor activity; G protein-coupled receptor activity
Source: RefSeq, a predicted model, not a curated record
AUGAAUUGCAGCCAGACUCCCGACCUGGUCCUCUCGGGGAUGUCUAGUGGCCCAGAGAAACGGCAGUUCCUCUUUCUUCUGUUUCUGACUCUCUACUUGCUGGGCCUCCUGGGGAAUUUGCUGCUUCUGCUGGUUAUUACCACUGACAUCCACCUCCAUACACCUAUGUACUUCUUCCUCAGCCAGCUCUCCUUUGUGGAUCUCUGCUUCACUACUACCACAACCCCCAAAAUGCUGGGGAACUUGUGGACCAGUAACGGCUUCAUCUCUUUCUCUGGAUGUCUGACCCAGUUAUACUUCUUUGCUGUUUUUGCUGACAUGGACAACCUGCUUCUGAUGAUCAUGGCCAUUGACCGCUAUGCUGCUAUUUGCCAUCCUCUGCGCUAUCCAAUCCUCAUGACUCCUUGUAGAUGUGGGGUGCUGGUGGGUGGGUCAUGGGGAGUGGCCCACUCGGUAUCUCUCAUCCAUACUCUGUUGUUAUCCCAGUUGUCUUUCUAUACCAAUCAAGAAAUUCCUCAUUUUUUCUGUGAUUUUGGCCCGCUCUUGUGGCUGUCCUGUUCUGAUGCCCACCUCAAUGAGGAUCUGAUGAUGGCUUUGGCUGGGUUGUUAGGAAUUGUUCCUCUGCUCUGCAUCGUAGGUUCUUAUGCUCGUAUUUUCUGUGCUGUGGCUAGGGUUCCAUCCGCACAGGGGAAGCAGAAGGCCCUGGCCACGUGUGGCUCCCACAUCUCCAUGGUCAUCCUCUUCUACAGCACAGUGUUCGCCACAUACCUGAAGCCCCCAUCACCUUCUCACUCCUCUGGGGAGCUGGUUGCUGCUGUCAUGUACACCUUGGUAACUCCCACUCUAAACCCUUUCAUUUACAGCCUGAGAAAUAAGGAUGUGAAAAGUUCACUGAAAAAACUUCUGGGCUGGGAGGACUUUCAGGAUUGGAAUUAA